GGGAGCUGCAGAAGUCGAGCCACUCCACUCCGCGUUUUGCCCUGCCCUUGUGCGCUCUGCUCGCUGUGCAGCGCGCGUCUCUGAUGCAUUUUGCCUCCCUCUCGCUGUCAUAAAGACAGGACAGCUGUGCAAGAGAGAAGUUGUUGGCAAACCGAGCACCAGCAGGUUGCAUCUUCACCGGGAUCCUCUCGCCUUCACGGAGUAGUCUGGACUUCUUUUCUCUUUACCAAGGGAAGAUGAGGCGGACGCAUCAGUACAUAAAGAUUUCACUGAUGUGUGCGAUGUGGAGACUGCAGGUCGCCUUAUGUACUCUGUCGGUGCUGUCCCUGUCAUCUGCUGGAGAAAGCAAAGCGCGGAGCUGUAGCGAGGUUAGACAAGCUUAUAGCGCUAAAGGAUUCAGCCUCCUCCAUGUACCUCAUCAGGAACUAUCAGGUGAGCACCUCCGUGUCUGUCCCAAGAGUUACACCUGCUGCACAGCUGAGAUGGAGGACAAACUCAGCCAGCAAAGCAAGCAGGAAUUUGAGAUUAUGGUUGAAGACAGCAGCCACAACAUGAGAACAACAUUCACCUCCAGACAUAAAAAGUUUGAUGAGUUUUUCUUGGAGCUGUUGGACAACUCUGAAAAAUCUCUCAACAGUAUGUUUACAAAGACAUACGGGAAGCUGUAUAUGCAGAACUCUGAGGUGUUCCAGGACCUAUUCACUGAACUAAAGCGCUAUUACACGGGGGGCAACGUCAACUUGGAGGAGAUGUUGAAUGACUUCUGGUCCAGGCUGCUGGAACGCAUGUUCCAGUUGCUUAACUCCCAGUAUCACUUCACAGACGACUACCUGGAGUGUGUCACCAAAUACACAGAUCAGCUAAAGCCCUUUGGAGACGUGCCAAGGAAGCUGAAGGCUCAGGUCACCAGAGCAUUCAUUGCUGCACGGACAUUUGUUCAAGGGCUAACGGUGGGUCGUGAGGUUGCCAACAGGGUCGCCAAGGUGAACGUAGUACCAGCUUGCGUCAAAGCCUUGACCCAGAUGCUCUACUGUCCGUAUUGCCGUGGCAUGCCUGGGCUGAAGCCCUGUCGCAGUUAUUGUUACAAUGUUAUGAGGGGCUGUCUUGCAAACCAGGCGGAUCUGGAUGCUGAAUGGAACUUGUUCAUUGAUGCCAUGUUGCUGGUCGCAGACAGACUGGUGGGACCUUUCAACAUUGAAGCAGUUAUAGAGCCGAUUGAUAUUAAAAUUUCAGAGGCUAUUAUGACGAUGCAGGACAACAGCAUGCAAGUGUCAGCUAAGGUUUUUCAAGGGUGUGGUCAACCAAAGCCUUCAGCAAUAGGCAGGUCUGCACGGGGCCUCUCAGAUGUAUUUAGUAGUCGCUUUAGACCCUUUACCCCCGAACAGAGACCUACCACGGCAGCUGGAACAAGCCUGGAUAGACUGAGGGCUGUCUGGAAGACAAUGCAACACAGUGUGAUUGACAUCAAAGAGAAGCUAAAGGAGUCCAAGAAGUUCUGGUCCAAAUUACCAGAUGACAUCUGUGCCGAAGGCAAACUGACAGAGUCUGACGAGGAACAGUGCUGGAACAGCCACACAAAGGGCAGAUAUUUUCCUGAAGUGGUAAAGGAGGGCCUCACCAACCAGGUCAACAAUCCAGAAGUGAUUUUGGAUAUCACCCGACCGGACACAUUGAUUCGGCAGCAGAUCAUGGCUCUACGAGUCAUGACCAACAAGCUAAAGAAUGCCUACAAUGGAAAUGACAUCUCCUUCCAGGACUCCAGUGACGAGGGCAGUAGCUCAGGAAGUGGCAGUGGCUGCUCUGACGGCUGCACGACAGAGUUCGUUUUUGUAGGAACAGAAGCUCCUGUGAUUAGAGCCGACAGAAGUGACGAACGGGCUGCAGCUGCUGCUGCGGGCCAGUCGCUCUCCUGUGGACCCUCCACCAUCCUGGUGAUGGCUGCCCUCACACUCCCACUCUGGGCAGUACAGACUCAAUGGAGAUAAUACAGUGUGGCCUGUUCAAUGACUCUUAUACUGUUAAGUAACAGUAUGUCUUACAGCAAGUUAUACUGCUGUUCCCUCACUGGACAUGUAGAACCUCCUGGAAACAUGUCUGGAGUGACUGACUGUAUGGUGUGGUAGGGUUUGAAGUGAGUGCAGCGCUGAAUCCUGCUUGUCCCCCAAAGAAUGCUCGGUGCCAUCAGUGAACCAGCUUUUACCAUCUCUGAAAAAAUGAAAAUGUGGUGUUUUCUCAUCAUUCUAAAGUGAGCUUCGAAAAACAUGCUUCUCGUUUAGGAAACAAAACUAUCCUAAGGUGGUUCUAUCAGUGAUUUUCCAGAUAAAGGGAAACCCUUUAUUUCUUUUCCUUUGUGUGAUGAAGUGAAAAGAAGACAACACUGUUUUUAUCUUAUUAGUUCUCUUUCCCUCAGACAAAAUCAGAAAAAAAUUCUGUGUGCAUGCAUGGGUGUGAUGUAAACAGACAAAACAUUGUUUCUUCGUUCUGCUUUUCUUUAUUUAUUCUGAUUUUAUUUUGUGUUUCCUGGCUCCAUAGUUUUAGGUUUGUUUGCACAGAACCAUACAGCCUGAACAGUUCACUCGGUUUCCUCUUUGGCCACAUCAUUGUGUCUUACAGCCACUUUGUUGUUGCACAUUUGAUUAUCUUUACGAAAGUGCUAAAGUGCUGCACUGAGGGACUUUGCACAGAUAAUUGUAUCGGCUUGUUUAUUAAGCUGCAACAGGCAACCAUCAUAUAGAGAAAAAAAGAUUUAUAUUUUCAGAUCAUUUGAACUGAUUGUAUUGUUCUUUAAGUCCUGUGUGUAGUUAACAGGAUUGUACUUUAAUGUAAUUCUACUGGUAUAGGUUAAAGUUACAUCUUUAUAAAGAUAUGUGUUUUAUUUCAUUUUACGUUACAACAAUGUUUUAGCAACAAUAUCAAGCCAUUAUACUACAAAUGCCUGCUAAGAUUGGCAAACUACCUGAUUUAUUCUCUUUUUCCGGAGUCAUUAACAUGCACUAACACAUUUAUUUUUACCCUCGGUAGACGGCAACAAAACGUAAAUUUUAUUUAUUUCCCCGGAUUCCUCAUACAAUUAUGCACAUUGCAGAAAUUUGCAUGGUUUUUGUUUGACCGGCAACAGCAAACCCUGGAACCUUGCAGCAUUUUGCAAGUGGUCAUGUACUUUAACAUGGCAUGUACAAUGUCACCUCCAACGGAAGAGGACUGUCAAGGUUAGAGGGCUCUGAGAACUCAAAGAACUGGGGUUACUAUACAUACCCUUCAGUCUGUCUCCUACAGGCUUUGACCUUUAACAGGCUGUAGAGGCUUAGUGUGCAAAGCAAAUAACCUGCGCUCCAGAAACACAGCGCCUCAGACCCCCGGUCAUACAGAAAAGGUUAGCCUUAGAAAGUUUUGCAGGCCUGCUGCUAAAAUUAACAAUGGAAGAACUGUUCAAAAAUGUUGCACAAAAGAUGAAAAAUGUCAUGCUCACGUGUGUUUCUGCAGGAUCCAAAACCAGUCAGGUCACGAACACUUAAACUGUUUCCACAUUACAAAUGUCCCUUAUCACGGCAGGGACCUCUCCAAAUGCAUCACUGUAACAAAUUAACAGCUCCUCUGAGUGUCUCACAGAGGCCAUGUUCGUCCUGUAGCAGAGGAAGACGAGCAUGGGACAAACAAGUUUUCCCCUCACACAAAGGCAAUGCAGGAUGAGAAUGAAAAAAAUGGCAUCAAGCUCAAAGUUUAUGCCAGCAUCACAGCUGAUUGCACUCAGAGCACCAGAAGGGAAAUCUGUCCUCAGUCUGAGCUGGUGACUCACAACCGAGGCCCCAAGCGCCGCAGGAAGCUCCUACCACACAAUAGUUGACCUCUAUGACCUCACUCCUCGCAAAAAAACUAUUUAGGAGAAGGUGACUGAAUAGCACCCUCCCACCAAAACCAGCAUGGCAUGAUUAAAGCACCGAUGCGUAAACCUUAAUUGUAGAAUGCAACAGGCCAAGGCCUGAGGAAAGACAUUGCAGUGAUUAACAUGAGGCCCUCCUCAAUGUCAAACUGUCCAGAAGUAAAUCAGUGCUAGGAAAGAUGGAAAUCCUAUUCCUACUGAACUGCUACUGAAGCAUUGUUUAUUGGGGGGAACUAAAUAGAUUAGCCAAAUUAAACUGGUAAAAUACCAAGAAAUCUAAAUGGUUAAAUAAAAAAUUGGGCAAUUAAGAAAGAUUCCAAUUCUCUGAAAGAUGAAAGAUAAAAAAGGGUACAGGGUAUUUACACAAGUACUCAACAGUUUGCUCUUCACUUCAGAUAGUUUUUAUUUUGGACCAACAUAUCUAUUUUAUUUGUUACUAUACAUACACCUUCCUGCAUUUCAAGCAUGCUACUCUAAAAGUUGGUAUAAUUUAGGUUGUUGAUGGACAAGUUCUUUGUUUUGAGAAAGGAUGUAACCAGCUUUGGUGCUAAAAUGCCAAAAGAAAAUCCUUCUAAAGACAUAUGUAAAAGUGAGAAAACAGUUACAAAUAGUAAUGGAAACAAUCGUAAUGCCAUUAUGAAAAGAUGGGCAGCUGAAUUUAGAGGAUUAAGGCCUGUGUACAUGGGUUACAUGCUUUAUCACUGGCAGGUUUGAUAAAUGUUACCAGUCCCCUUUUGUAAACCCGAAGGACACAUCGCUGUUUUUCUGAUACAUAUUAAGUUUCCGUCUAAAAUGUUAUGUGUCGUUUUCUACUGAAGAGUGUUGUGUUGCUGGAGUUUUAGGCUAUUUCUAUUUGCAAGCUCAAAUAUUGACACAUGGCAGUAUUUAUGAAACAUCCUUUGAAUUUUCUUAAAACUCCCAUACUUUUGGUUAGCCAGUGAAUGGAUAUAGAAUGGAUUGUGAAUCACACACACUUUUUAGUAAUUGAUGGCUUCCAGAGAUGGAGAGAAGUGGUAGUCUUAAGCACUUUCUAACCAAUAGAUGUCCGAUCUAGGAAUCUAAUGGGACUAAAAAGAUGUGAUGCAUGAGGGACAAGUUGUGCCCACAUCUGCUCCUCCAAUGUUAUUGGAGCAUGAGGAAGAGGAUCCCACCUUCAGCUCUUUGGUCUUGUUAUUCCUGUACAGUUUCCACUGGGUCAGUGAAUCCAGUUUGAUUGACUGAACAUUUCAUGGAAAUUUCAGUGAACAGUAUAAGGGUGACUUAGCAAGCACCUUCCAAUGACAGAGCCUGAAAACUUUACACAUAAACACAUCUGACCCACCUCUCAAACUCUAAAAUAGGGAUAUUUUCUAUGCAGAAGUUGGUGCUGGGAAUUGCACUACACUUUGACGAGGAAUAAGGUCCCACCAUCUAGAUGUGUUAGGUGUUGGUAACAACAGCCAAUCUGAAAUUCUUUAUUAAAAAAAUAAUUGUGGCUAAUGUUUUUUUAUUUGGUCAGAGUGAUGAGAAACAUUCAUCGGAAAGUCUUUUAAGUAUGCUGAUUGUUGAAUCCGCUGUGAUGUUCAGAACUGACUUCUUUUUUUUUUACCUGACUAUAACAGGAACAUUUUGUUAUUUUUUGAUGAACGAUCUAAUGAAAAGGCCUGAGUUGUUUUUUUUUUAUCUGUUUUGCUGGUAAUGCGCAAACUUUUUAUUUUAUUAUCACUUUUUUAAAGUUUCGCAGCAAGGCAGGGAGAGCAGAGAAAAACACCACUAGGUUUACAGGAAUCCGUUACAUUGAUGACUUUAUGCUUGGCGAAUUAAAGUAACAUUGAUCUGUACUAUUCACAGGGUGAUAUCAUUUAGUAAAUAACAAAUUUAGUUUUAAAUUAUAAACAAAAAAGAUAGCUGAGGCAGGUAACUUUGAGUGAGGCCCUGGAGCGACACAGCACAAACUAAAAAGUGUUGUGAUGCUGAAGAUUUAGGUUAUUUCAAAUAUCAAAGGCAGUAUUGCAAAAAAAUCCAUAUAAAAAAUGUUUUUAUCCUUAAAUUUCCUGUAUAUUUUCUUAAAACGUCCCUUCUUGAUAACAAAGGCAGAAAGUCAGCUGAUUGGCAUCAGAUACUUGUUUUGUUUGAGCCUCAGCAGGCGUGAUUUUUUUCACAGCAGAAACACAGUAAACAUCUGCAGCCACACAAACGUUGAAGGCACCUAUUAGAGCCUCUGCUAGAGCUGUGAUUGCAUCAGAGCUGUGGAUGAGUGAGGAUAACGCAGGGCUUUGCUGGUGUUGCUGAAAACACAGCAAAAAAAAAGUGAACUGAGAAAAGAAUUUCUCAACAGGACCAAAAUUUCUGGUCCCGUUUUUCCAAAGUGCUUGUAUCUAGGGAAACAGAUCCUCUCUGAUAAUGAUAAAAUAAACCGUUGCUGUUCUCCGUUAUUGUAUUUAUUCCUAUGACUCCUGACAAGCUGCAAGACCAUUCUAGUCAGAAAUACAAAAUCACUCUUUGAAAUGAUGCAGUGACGGUCUUCAUUUACACAUGAGCCAUAAAGAGAUCAAUUAGCUUCUUGAAUUAUUUGAGCCAUUGAAAAAAAGGAAAAAAAAAUCUGAAUUUCUCAUUUAUUUUUUGCUAAAUGUUUAGAAUUCAAUUUGUUAUACAAGGUCUUUUCAUUUUGUCGUGAAUCAUUUGCUGCACUUUUGCUAAACAUAAUGCUCUGAGUGUGGUACUGUUGUGACUUGCGAAAAUUAAUGACUAAGGAGCACAUUACGAUUUUUUGAAGCUGUUCAGUGCACGCUGUUUAAAGUGUUUGGGGGGAACUGAAGUUGAUGGUUAUACAAGCAGACAUGCCUUACCAUUUUUUAAAAGACUAAAAUGGAUUGCUUAUUUGGCUUUUGUUACACAUUCUUGUAUA
This is a messenger RNA of Gambusia affinis (western mosquitofish), 6767 nucleotides long. RefSeq names its product glypican 6a (gene gpc6a). Lineage: Eukaryota; Metazoa; Chordata; Actinopteri; Cyprinodontiformes; Poeciliidae. Gene Ontology annotation, biological process: regulation of protein localization to membrane; cell migration; regulation of signal transduction. Gene Ontology annotation, cellular component: synapse; extracellular region; plasma membrane. The coding region runs from base 237 to 1985 and encodes 582 amino acids. The transcript is spliced from 11 exons. The record is from RefSeq and is a predicted model, not a curated record.